GUGCUCUAACCAAUUGAGAUAACUGGACUUGGUAUCAUUUGAGGAUGUGGCUGUGGACUUCACCUGGGAGGAGUGGCAGGACCUGAAUGAUGCUCAGAGAACUUUGUAUAGAGAUGUGAUGCUGGAGACCUACAGCAACCUAAUGUCACUGAAUGUCCAGAUAGAUGAUGACCUCAUGGAGAGGAAGCAUGAAAGUCAUAGUAGAUGCUUGCAGCCAGUUGUAAUCACCAACAGCAACACAUCAGCUGAGGAGAGAGUUGUGUUAGGAAAAUCCUUUUAUUUGAACUCAUAUCAUGUUUUAAAUCAGAUUAUACAUAAUGGAAAGUAUUCAGGAAAGGGAAAUGAGUUUUACAUAUGUCAGAAUGCUCUUCUUCCUAGAGAGCCUGAUGAGAUGCCUGCUGGAGAGAAAUCUGAUAAUGAUCAUAUAACUAGAAAAUGGCCCAGACAUCAUGAGCAUCUUAGUCAGCAUCCCAAUAUUCAAACUGGGAAGCAGAUUUUAGAAUACAGUGGAAAAGGGAAAUCCUCCAACACAGAGCCAAUAAUAUUUACACAUAAAAAGAUUCAUACGGAUGAGACCACCUAUAAGUAUAACGAGUAUGGGAAAGGUAAGUCACCUGUCAUUGUCCAAGAAAUAAAUCAGGUAGAAAGGAAAACUCUUCAAUGUGUUAUAUGUGGGAAAAUGUUCUGUAAGAAGUCUGAACUCACUAAACAUCAGAUUACACACACAGGAGAGAAACACUAUAAAUAUACUGAAUGUGAGAAAUCUUUUGCUAAGAAAUUAUACCUUACCUCACACCAGAGAACAGCUACACAGGAGAAGCUUUAUGGUUGUAAUGAACAUGAGAAAAAUUUUUGUCAGAAGUCAGACCUUACAGUGCAUCAGGGAACUCACACAGGAGAAAUGUAUUAUGGAAGCAUUAGCUGUGGAAAAAGCUUCUGUGAGAAUUCACUCCUCAGCCAUUCUGAGAGAGUUCGCCCAGCUGAGAAACCAUAUGAAUGUAGAGAAUGUACAAAAUUUUUCUACCAUGUGUCAGCCCUCACCGUAUAUCAGAGAGUUCACACAAGUGAGAAACAACAUAAAGAAUAUAAAAAAACAUUUUACAGUAAUAAAUGUAAACCCUUUCUCCAGAAGUCACACUGCAACAGUCAUCAGAGAACUCACACAGGUGAGAAACCAUGUGAAUGUAAGGAAUGUGGAAAAGCUUUUAACCAAAUGUCAAGCCUCAGCAUUCAUCCUAGAACUCACACAGGUGAGAAACCAUAUGAAUGUAAAGAAAGCAGAAAAUCUUUUAACCUAAAGUCAGAUUUCAGCAGGCAUGAGAGAAUUCAAACACUUGAGAAACCAUAUGAAUGUAGGGAAUGUGGAAAAGCUUUUAACCAAAAGUUUUACUUAAGCAUUCAUCAGAGAACUCACACAGGUGAGAAACCAUAUGAAUGUAAAGACUGUGGAAAAGCUUUUAGCCAAAAGUCAAGCCUCAGCAUUCAUCAGAGAACUCACACUGGUGAGAAACCAUAUGAAUGUAAAGAUUGUGGAAAAGCUUUUACCCACAAGUCAUCCUUCAGCAUUCAUCAGAGAACUCACACAGGUGAGAAACCAUAUGAAUGUAGAGAAUGUGAAAAAACUUUUAAGCAAAAGUCACACCUCAGCAUGCAUCAGAGAACUCACACAGGUGAGAGACCAUAUGAAUGUAAAGAAUGCGGAAACGCUUUUAACCAGAACCUCACCAUUCAUCAGAGAACUCACACAGGUGAGAAACCAUAUGAAUGUAAAGACUGCGGGAAAGCUUUUACCCACAAGUCAGGCAUCAGAAAACAUGAGAGAAUUCACACAGGUGAGAAACCAUAUGAAUGUAAAGAAUGUGGAAAAGCUUUUAGCCAAAAGUCAAACCUCAGCAUUCAUCAGAUAACUCACACAGGUGAGAAACCAUAUGAAUGUGAAGAAUGUGGAAAAGCUUUUAGCCAGAAGACAGGCCUCAGCAGGCAUGAGGUAAUUCAUACAGGUGAGAAACCAUAUGAAUGUAAAGACUGUGGAAAAGCUUUUACCCACAAGUCAUCCUUCAGUAGGCAUCAGAAAAUGCAUACAUUUGAGAAGCCACAUGAAUGUAAAGAUGGACAAGCUUUUACCCACAUGUCAGACAUCAGGAAACAGAGAAUUCACACAGGUCAGAAACCAUAUGAAUGCAAAGAAUGUGGAAAAGCUUAACCAAAAAUCACACCUCAGCAGCCAUCAAAGAAUUUGCAUAGAUGGGAAAACAUGUGAAUGUAAGGAAUGUGGGAAACAGUUUACUGGAACUCACUAUAAUAGACAUGAACAAAUUCACACAUGGGAAAAUCCUAAUUCAUGUA
Messenger RNA from Galeopterus variegatus (Sunda flying lemur), 2346 nucleotides. RefSeq names its product zinc finger protein 883-like. Gene Ontology annotation, biological process: negative regulation of transcription by RNA polymerase II; regulation of cytokine production; regulation of immune system process. NCBI's taxonomy places the organism in Eukaryota, Metazoa, Chordata, Mammalia, Dermoptera, Cynocephalidae. The record is from RefSeq and is a predicted model, not a curated record.